Molecule: messenger RNA, 896 nt
Organism: Hordeum vulgare subsp. vulgare (domesticated barley)
Lineage: Eukaryota; Viridiplantae; Streptophyta; Magnoliopsida; Poales; Poaceae
Product: protein PAM68, chloroplastic
Exons: 1
Coding region: 115-753 (212 amino acids)
Source: RefSeq, a predicted model, not a curated record
AAAUCUGGACUUCUGCGUCUGGGUGCUCUGGGCCGCCCGUCUCCGUCCCCGCGUGUGCGUGCUAGAGAUAAGAUGUCCUCUUGCCAGUGACCCGGAACGGGGCUAGCUCUGGCCAUGGAGCUGCCGCUCUCUGCGCCGCGCGCGCAUGCCGCCGCUGCCUUCUCCUGCAGCCCCACUUAUAUCUCCCGGCUCCAAUGGGCAGCCACUUCCCACAGCCGCGCGCGCCCUCUGCACGCCCGCAGGAACAAGAACUCCAGGGGCGACCCUGCGGAGCCCAAAGUCAUCACCAUCGGCAGGCCCGGGAAGAAGAGCAAGCGGCGCGGCGACAAGAAGCAGGAUCAGCAGCAGCUCUCCGCGGACCAAGAAGAUGAAGACGACGACGAGGAGGAGGAUGAGGAGGAGGACGAGAGGGACGUGGCGAUCCCGGAGGUGGUGACGAACCGGAUGAUGCGGCGGGUGGGGGCGUCGGUGGGGCUCCCACUGGCGCUGGGGCUGGCCUUCUUCCCGGCGUUCUACUACCUGAAGAAGGUGGCGAAAGUGGACGUGCCGAGCUUCAUCCCCUACGGUCUGUCCUUCGUCUUCUUCGGGGCGGCGCUGGCCGGCGUGAGCUACGGCAUCGUGUCCGCCAGCUGGGACCCCGCCAGGGAGGGCUCCCUGCUCGGCUGGAACGAGGCCCGCCGCAACUGGCCCGUCUUCUGGGAGUCCUUCCGGGGCACCCCUCCUCCUCCGGGCCCUCCUCGCCGGGGACGAUGAUGAUAGGCUGUCGUGGUAACUCGGUUAAGCUUAAUUACUUGUUUCCCACAGUUUCCUCUUCUUGUUUACGCCUGUACGUAGCAAACGAGAUUUUGUUGGUCAGUCUCUCAUCAGCAUUCGGAAAACAAAACUCUCACCAGUAA